ACGUAGCACUAGUUACUGCUAAAACUAACUUCAGCUCAAUGGCCAGUCCGGUUCCAAGUUUGGGUCAGCUUGUUUCGCAUGCUACUUGUUUGUUCAAAAAAAAUUUCGGCGAUGAGGCUCCUAAAAUUGCAGCAUGUGCACCUGGGAGAGUCAACCUGAUUGGAGAGCACACGGACUACAACCAGGGAUACGUUCUUCCAAUGGCACUAUCCCUGGUCACUGUGGUGGUUGGAAGUGCCUCAUCUGGUCAGGAGGCUACCAUCGUCACUGCGAGCGAGGAAGCCGAUGAGCCAAGGAAGGUGGACUUGACCCUGCCAAUUGAGGGAUUCCCACUGUCUCCAGGGUUACCACACUGGACAAACUAUGUGAAGGGCGUUAUGCAUCACUACAGAGGUGCUGACCACGCUGGGGUUCCUAGCAACCGGGGCAUUCCAAAGGGAGCUGGCAGAUCGAUCAGGACUGUGCCAGUGGACACUGAUGCCAGCCAUGCGGGACGGAAUUAUCCACUUGUCCGCCAGAGCUGUGGUGGUGUCCAGUGUCCCACUUGGAUCAGGUCUGUCCAGCUCGGCCUCUUUGGAAGUAGCGUUUUACACAUUUCUGCAGCAACUGAGGCCAGAUUUGAAAAGGACAGUUUCACACCACACACCCAUCCGGCCGCACCCCCGACCACAAUCACACCUCUGACUUCUGCGUUAACCAUCCAUGAACAGGAUGUGAGACGCAUCUUCGAACAACAAAAGAUUAAAAAAGUGGCAGGCCCUGACCAUGUGUCCCCAUCCUGCCUCAAAGUCUGCACGGACCAGCUCGCUCCAGUCUUCACUCAGAUCUUCAAUAGAUCUCUGGAACUGUGCGAAGUUCCAUCCUGUUUCAAAUGCUCCACCAUCAUUCCAGUCCCCAAGAAACCUGCAAUCUCGGGUCUGAAUGACUACAGGCCUGUCGCUUUGACAUCUGUGAUCAUGAAAUCCUUUGAACGUCUCGUGCUGGACCACCUCAAGAGUGUCACAGGUCCCCUGCUGGACCCCCUGCAGUUUGCCUACCAAGCGAACAGGUCUGCGAUUGAUGCAGUCAACAUGGGACUGCACUUCAUCCUAGAACACCUCGACAGUGCAGGGACCUACGCGAGGAUCCUGUUCGUGGACUUCAGCUCAGCGUUCAACACAAUCAUCCCUGAACAUCCAAGCUUCUCCAGCUCAGCGUCUCACCUGCCAUCUGCCAGUGGAUUUACAGCUUUCUGACGGGCAGGACACAGCAGGUCAGGCUGGGGGAGGCCACCUCAUCCACACGCAGCAUCAGCACUGGGGCGCCCCAAGGUUGUGUCCUCUCUCCGCUGCUCUUCUCUCUCUACACGAACGACUGCACCUCAGCGAACCCGACUGUCCAACUCCUGAAGUUUGCAGAUGACACCACUGUCAUCGGCCUCAUCAAGGACGGUGACGAGUCUGCAUAUCGACGGGAAGCGGAGCGGCUGGAGCUGUGGUGCGGCCGACACAAGCUGGAGCUGAACACGCUCAAGACUGUAGAGAUGAUCGUGGACUUCAGGAGGCAUCCUUCGCCGCAGCUGCCCCUCACGUUGUCCAGCUGCCUUGUGUCAACCGUCGAGACCUUCAAGUUCCUGGGAAUUAUAAUCUCUCAGGACCUGAAGUGGGCGACUAACAUCAACUCCGUCCUCAAAAAGGCACAGCAGAGGAUGUACUUCCUGCGGCUUCUGAGAAAGCACGGCCUGCCACCGGAGCUGCUGAGACAGUUCUACACAGCGGUCAUCGAAUGAGUCCUGUGUUCUUCCAUCACAGUCUGGUUUGGUGCUGCUACAAAAAAGGACAAACUCCGACUGCAACGGACAAUCAAAACUGCUGAAAGGAUUGUUGGUACCACCCUACCCACCAUUGAGGACUUGCACGCUGCCAGAACUAAGACACGGGCGUGCAAAAUCCUCUCGGACCCUCCGCACCCCGGUCACCAGCUCUUCCAGCUCCUUCCCUCGGGUUGGCGCUACCGAUCAAUGCAAACUAGAACUAGUAGACAUUCCAACAGCUUCUUCCCUCUAGCGAUCAACUUCUUAAACACCUAACCUACAAUUCCAUUACAACAUGCUGGCAAUUUUUUGACUUGAGUUCGUUGUCACAUUUCUGUUGGGCCAAUUAUGUAUUACUCGCGCACUCACUGUAGUUGUCUCGCCAUGCUGCACUAUUUGCAUAUACUGGCCACUCAUGCCAGAGUAGCAUCUGCUCCAUUUGCACACUGAUUGAGGAGUAUCUGUAACAUUUGCACAACCAACAUUGUCCCAGAUUAUCGCACUACUCGUCACUUUAAAUCGCAUACACUCCUUGAAGUCUCAGCGCCCUUUGCACAAUGGUCAUUGCACCGGACUAUUGCAAUAUUAGUCAUUCGAACUGCUCUAAGUGCUAGAGGACUCUGCAUUUGUUUGCACAAUUGUAAAAACAAAAACAAAAAAUUUACCAGCAUUACCAGAUAACUAGCAACCCUUUACUGUCAGUGACAAGUUUUUUUUUUUUUUUUUUUUUGUCAAUGUCUUUAUGUCUCCAAAGUGUUCUGUAAAUUGACUGUCUGUUGUCGUACUAGAGCGGCUCCAACUACCGGAGACAAAUUCCUUGUGUGUUUUGGACAUACGUGGCAAAUAAAGAUGAUUCUGAUUUUCAUGGCACAUUGAACCCAUCAUCCCGGACCCGUAACAUCUCCGCCACCGAGUAACAAAGCGGCGGAGUUGCGCUUGUGAGUUAUCAUAAUCCACAAUCCAUCGCCGGUCGGUCAGUGUGUCGACUCCUCAGGCACGGAGAGCUAGCAGGUUGGCAGCAAAAUGAGGUCCAAGCGUUGACUGCUUUGUGGGACACACCUGACAACAAGCCACAGAUCGAGCAGGGUAGCCACACAAGGAAGUAUGGGGUCUUAAUGGUCCAUAUUUCACUAACAAAUUGACUUUAUGUAUUUUUUUUCCCUCAAGAAAAUGAAACUGGCAGUCAUAUCCAAUAAUGUCAGUCUAUUUUGGAGCAAUUUGUAAAUAACUCAUUGCCUUUGGAACACCCCUCUUUCAUCCCCAAAAUUGACACCCCUCCCCAUGUCUUGGUGUGAUGCAGGGGACAGAACUGGAGACCAAAUUCACUGCAUAACCAGUGUGGAAAAGGGAAUGUACUAUGCUAUAAAGUGAUAGCAUUUAGUCAUAUUUUCUGUAUUAUCGCUGUUGGGUGGAAUCCCCCCCACCUCCAAUAUGACAACCUUUUUGGAAAAAAACAAAAACAAAAAAACAACGAUGACUGGAAACCCCGCAUAGCCGGUUUGGACAAACGAAUGCACUAUACUAUGAAAUGGCAGUAUUAACUCAUAUUUUUUAUAUUGUAGGUGUCGGGUGGAAUCCCCUCACCUCCAAAAUGGCAACUUUUCAGGAAAUAAAAAAAAAAAAGACAGCUUGCUUGAGUUUCCAAACACCGCUUUCUUCAAGUUUGUAUUAUAUUGCUUUUGCUGUAAUAUACUGUAUCAUUUCACUAUUAUAUAAACAACAGCUAUCUCACUUAAACAACAGGUAGCACCGCGAAAUUAUGUUGAAUGGCUAAUAUGCUGAAAAAUCGCUCAUUUAUCAGGAUGUCAUCAUUAAAAUGUUACAAAUACAGCAGACGAAUGUCAUAUCCUUUCAAGCCUCAUGAACCCAAGCAUUCAUAUUGACUUAGUGUCCCAAAACUGUCACCAAUCAUCACCAAAAUUGUUGUGGACAUCUCUACUCAUAGCAGCUUCAACCUUUGAAAGUAUUACAAUAAUCGGCCCAACAAAAUGGACGAGCUUCAUCUUCUGAUAAAGACCAGUAAAGACUUCGUUCCGCCGCCAUGUGCUUUACAGAGACUUGGCUUUGUGAGGCUGUACCCGAUGGCGCCGUCGUGCUUCCCGGCUUCAAUCUUCACCGGGCAGACGGCGACAUGGAAUCAUCAGGGAAAACAAAAGGCGGCGGGAUAUGCUUCUAUAUCAACGAAAAAUGGUGUACGGACAUCACGGAGCUCAGCAGACAAAAUAUCUAUAGGAUAUCUAUAGGAUAAACCAUUCUAAAAAGAUUAGAAUUUUUUUUUCUGUAGACAUCUUUUUUUUUUUUUUAUUACAGAACUAUGGAAUAAGUGCCAAUGUUCUUUCCAUUAACAAGUUCCUUUAAUGUUGAUGUGGAAGGGGGAGUCGGGGUUGUUCCUUGGGCCCCCAAAUGACUAACUAUGGCCCUGGGCCCAGCCACCAACGCCUCUGUUCGGCAUGACAACCAAGCUCUGAUUAGCGGCUUGUGCAUUGAUGAAGAAGGCAGCUAGCUCGCUGCGAGAACUAAUGUGGAUGGCAGGACACAUUGACCAUUGACACCUCAAACGGCGGAUUGAAGCAUUUCACAAAUUGGGGGGGGGGGGAACAGCAACCCACUAACUACGUUCACACACGCCAUAAUGAGCGAACACACUUCAACUUUAAUCAGGCAGCUUAAACCUCCAGGAAUAUUCUAAAUGUAUGCCUUGAUGUCUGUGCCAUUAAUGUCGGUUUACAGGUUCGACUACAAGACUUUGAGAACUGACCUCUUGAUCUGAAGCCAAACAUUCCGAAAUGAUGUAUUAAACAAUCAGUUGAUUUGCCAAGAUUAAAGUUUAGACAAUCAUUCUAUAUGCUUGAUCUAUGAGUAAAAGUACAAAGUUGGGAGUAUUUUAGAUUCAUAUGUGAUUUUUAAACCCAUUUUCUUUAUGGGCCAAAUUGGAGACUAAGUUCGAGUCGAUGGGCAUGGUCUUCUCCACUUCCCCUGGGUAUUUAACCCUUCGACUUCCGCCUUCUCGCUCUCUUGUCUUCUUGGCCUCAGCUGCGGGGCGGCUUCGGCCAGCCCCCCCCCCCCCCCCCCCCCCCCUUUCCUUUGUUUGAACCAUGCAGUUCCGGCCAACACGAAUCCUCGAAUGGUGACUCUGCUUCCUGGCCUCUACUUGUCCACCGCCAGGCAAUCAGAGAAGCUGCUGAUAAAAGUUAGUUACGCUUCUAGCCAAGCGUGAACUCUCUGAUCUACCAGCGGUCAAUGAAAAAGGCAGGAGCGAAACGGUCACAUUCUCCCACCAAACGCGUGAAGAACAACUUCUUUUCCCCUUUUUGUUUUUACUUUUUGUGCAUCUUCUUCUUCAAUUAAACCUGCUUCCUUUCCUCUUGAGAUGCUCUGAGACUAACCAUUCCCAGGGCCAACUGAUCUAUGGUCGUGAGUAGAGCAUGACAAUCGUCAGAAUGUACAAAAUUAGUGCCUAAUAAUUUUGGAUUAAAAUACCAGCUUCACACAAAUUCCAACUUUGUACUAGCUCAACACACUGUAACCUAUUCACGCACGUUUUUAGUCCAGCCACACACGAUGUCCUAUUUUUCUUUACGUAUGCCUAUUUUCCUUUUUUAUUACCAUUAUUAUUAUUAUUUUCUUUCCGAAGUCAAGCCCCUCUGCAUUGUUUUCCCUGUAGUUUCCCUUUUCGAUUUAAUUAAAUGUUCGAUAAAAUUCCA
Molecule: messenger RNA, 5496 nt
Organism: Phyllopteryx taeniolatus (common seadragon)
Lineage: Eukaryota; Metazoa; Chordata; Actinopteri; Syngnathiformes; Syngnathidae
Gene: galk1
Product: galactokinase 1
Exons: 5
Coding region: 39-1235 (398 amino acids)
Biological process (GO): carbohydrate phosphorylation; galactose metabolic process
Cellular component (GO): cytoplasm; cytosol
Molecular function (GO): ATP binding; galactokinase activity
Source: RefSeq, a predicted model, not a curated record